GGGUUUCCCCGGUUUGAAGGGUAUAUUUUAAUUUUGGUGGCAAGCUCUUCAACAAUGUUUCAGUUAAAAUUUUUGCCCGAGAAAUUGUGACCAACUAUCAUCUUCAAAUCUCAUCGUAUUCGUCUGCAUGUUUAGUUUGUUGUACUUCGCGUGGACUAUUUGUCGAAAACUUAAACUCGCUUCUACAGCUCGACAAUGUCCUUGUAUUCGUAUUUGUAUACAAAAUAAGUUCGAUAAACGAACAAAGACGAAGCGUGUCGAUUAGUAAUAAUAAAAACCAAAGGAAGGACAAGGCACAUGGUAGUUACGAGUUAUUCCGCAACGAAGCAAGAAGACUUCGUUUAUCCCGAAAUCGAAUUCUGAGUCAGAAAAAUGAAAACUUUGUACGUAAUUUGCUUGGCGGUUCUUUUUCACUCGAUCUCGUCGGAAAUCAUCGAUAAUGAAAAUGAUAAAAUUCACUUAGAUGGUAUGCUACAGGUACAAAAGCAAUACACAGAUAGGUUAAAGACGUUGGAAGAAAGAGUUUUAUCGCUUACUAAAAACCCUGAAUUUUGCAAUAUGAUGCGUACGUGGUAUAAAAUGUUAGCCCAGAAAAUCUCGAAUAGUGACGACAAGGGUGAGAAAUAUCGAUUCAUAAAAGCUCGGAAAGGAGUAAAUUACACAAAACAAUCAAAGAACAAUCAGAGAACAAUCAGAGAAGCAGAGAAUGAAAGGCAAUUUCGUGAUCCGUUUGAGGCUUUGACUGGCGAAUAUAUUCCUAAACUACUUCGUGAAAUAAGUAAACUUACCAUUGAAUUAAUUAGCAAAUUUACCAAAGAAUUAAUUCAGGGUUCAGUAAACGAUAAUAACCCCAACUCAAAUGUCCAACUUAAAUGCCCAACUCAAAAUUUAAAUGAGAGUACUUGUGAUGUGUUAUGGAAUAUGGAAAAAAUUCAGCCUCCUUUAGAACUCAUUGACUCGUUGCCGUCGUGCCUUUGUACAUAUCCCGGUGGAGAUAUCAUUAAAGUCAAUGAUCAGAAAAAUGCAAAAGAGUAUUGGUGGCAAAAAGUUUCCAAUACUCAGGACAAAUGCGGUCCUACCCACUGCUUGAAAAUUGAAGUUGAAAAUAAUGAAAACAUAGUUUCGAAAUAUUGCUGCUAUGAUGAAAAUUAUUCUCUGAUAACUCGAGGCCCUAAUGCCGGCAAUAUUCACUAUUUGAACACUAGUAACCUUAAGAAUUUAAUACAUAAGGCGUUCAAGUCUUACCCUGCAGUAAAAUGUAAUAUUAUGAGAUUAAUUAAAAGCAUACCAGUGAGUAAUGACAACGGAUGUAAAGAAAAUCCGUACAUGCAAAUGGAACAUCGAACAAGUAUAUAAUCCAAAUAAGGAAUACAAUCAAAGUAAGGAAUACGAUACAAAUACAAACGAAACUAUGAAGGAGAAGAUAUAACAAAGAAAUGUUAAAGUGCAAUCUUAUCAUAACUUUUUCUUUUUCUUGAUGUUUCAAUUAUUGAUUACACAUAUAUAUGUUUAACAUGCAUAUUCAAUUUACUUAAUGGACGAAAAUAUAUGAACUUGAUUUUAUGCAACA
Molecule: messenger RNA, 1570 nt
Organism: Odontomachus brunneus
Lineage: Eukaryota; Metazoa; Arthropoda; Insecta; Hymenoptera; Formicidae
Exons: 6
Coding region: 373-1356 (327 amino acids)
Source: RefSeq, a predicted model, not a curated record